Molecule: messenger RNA, 564 nt
Organism: Stylophora pistillata
Lineage: Eukaryota; Metazoa; Cnidaria; Anthozoa; Scleractinia; Pocilloporidae
Source: RefSeq, a predicted model, not a curated record
AUGCCAUUAGAGUUUUCUCGCUCUCCAAGCACUAGAGUCAUUAUUGAUUGCACAGAAGUGUUUAUUGAAGUGCUAUCUUUAAUGAAGUCUCGUUCAGAAACGUGGUCGAACUAUAAGCGCCAUAACACUUUCAAAGUGCUUGUAGGUGUGUCUCCCAAUGGCCAAGUUAUCUUUAUUUCCAAACUUUGGGGAGGAAGAGUCUCUGAUAAAGUCAUCACUCAGCAAUCUGGGAUUCUUGAUUUGUUUGAUGUUAGAGACAAUAUAAUGGCAGAUAGAGGAUUUCAUAUAAAGGAUAUUUUACCACCAGGCGUCGAUCUGAAUUUUCCCCCCUUCAAAGGCACAAGGAAGCAGAUGACUGCAAAAGAGGUUCAGGACACAGCCAAGAUUGCUUCCGUCAGAAUUCAUGUCAAAAGAGCAAUCGGUAGAAUAAAGAACUACCACAUACUUGAUGGAGUCCUGCCAAUCAAUCUUGCCUAUGCUGCAGAACAGAUUUGUACAGUUUGCAGUUACUUGAAAAACUAUCUACCACCACUUUUUGAGCCAGGUCACACCGAUAACAUAUAA